AUGUCUAACGAUUCACAGGGUAAUGGCGCAGGCACCACCGGGCUGGAGUCUUCGCUUUCUAACAUGAACGUAAAUGCCCCCGCUUCCUCGCCUGCUCCUAAUGACAACCCUGGUGCGGCUGCAACCGCGACGGCCGGACCCAAGAAGCGCUAUGUGCCACCUCAUCUUCGCAACCAGCCGGAGGGUGUGGCGCCUCCGCGAUCUGGAGGACGUGGCGCCUCGACGCUGCCUCCUGCCUUUAGCAGCGGCCGUCGCGGAUACGGUCCUAGCGAGCCUGCUGCGACAGGUGGUCGCUGGAGCGGUCUGAGCAGUGGCGGUGGCUGGAGUGACCGCGGAUCUCGUCGCAAUGACGGUUUUGGUUCGUGGAAGGACGGAAAGCACAUUAUUGGUCCGUCGAAUGAGCGCCUAGAGCGUGAACUCUUUGGUGUGGCAGACGACGGCCUGCACCAAAGCACGGGUAUCAACUUUGACAAGUACGGCGAUAUUCCUGUUGAGGCGACUGGUCGUGAUGUGCCCGAACCGAUCAUCGAGUUCACUCAUCCUCCGGUGGAUGAACACCUGAUUUCGAACAUCCGUCUGGCACGAUACACAACGCCAACUCCGGUGCAGAAGUACUCGAUUCCGAUCGUUGGUGCUGGUCGCGACCUGAUGGGGUGUGCCCAGACCGGUUCGGGUAAGACUGGUGGCUUUCUGUUUCCCAUCCUUUCGGCACUGUUCACCCAUGGCCCGCCACCGAUGCCCCCACAGCCCCCAUCGUACGGUCGCUCGAAGGCCUACCCCUCUGUGUUGAUCCUCGCACCUACACGUGAGCUUGUGUCGCAGAUUCACGAGGAGGCGCGCAAGUUCACCUACCGUUCGUGGGUGCGCCCCGCCGUCGUAUACGGUGGCGCUGAGAUGGGCGCACAGCUGCGCCAAAUCGAGCGUGGCUGUGACCUGCUGUCGGCGACUCCCGGUCGUCUAGUGGACUUGAUUGAGCGCGGUCGUAUCAGUCUUGCUAAUGUGCGUUUCCUGGUGCUCGAUGAGGCCGACCGUAUGCUUGAUAUGGGUUUCGAGCCCCAAAUCCGACGCAUCGUUGUGGGCGAAGAUAUGCCCGGUGUCAUGGACCGUCAGACGCUUAUGUUCUCGGCUACCUUCCCCCAAAAUAUCCAGAUGCUCGCCAAGGACUUUUUGAAGGAGUACGUGUUUUUGUCGGUGGGUCGUGUCGGUUCCACCUCGGAGAACAUUACUCAAAAGAUUGAGUUUGUCGAGGACCGCGACAAGCAGUCGGUUCUGCUCGACGUUCUUGCUGCCAUGCCUAAGACAGGACUUACACUGAUUUUCGUUGAAACCAAGCGCAUGGCUGACAUGCUGUCGGACUUUUUGAUCUACUCAAAUAUCCCUGCCACCUCCAUUCACGGUGAUCGCACGCAGCGUGAGCGUGAGUAUGCACUGGACCUCUUCCGCUCAGGUCGCACGCCGAUUCUGGUGGCUACCGCUGUGGCUGCGCGUGGUCUUGAUAUCCCCAAUGUGACGCAUGUGGUGAACUACGACUUGCCGUCCGACAUUGACGACUAUGUUCAUCGUAUUGGUCGUACCGGUCGUGCUGGUAACGUCGGUCAUGCCACCGCCUUCUUUAAUCGCAACAACCGCAACAUUGUCCGCGAUCUUAUCAAGCUACUACAGGAGGCCAACCAGGAAGUGCCCUCGUGGCUCGAGAUGGUAGCUUCUGAGAGCGCCUUUUCUAGUGGUAGCCGCGGCGGUCGCGGCGGUCGUAUCGGCGGCGGUCGCAUGGGCGGUCGCGGCAGUGGCUUUGGUGGUCGCGACUUGCGGUCCGGCAUGGGUGGCGGUAGCGCCUUCGGCCCUCGCAGUGGUGGCUACGGCGGCGGCUACGGCGGUGGCAGCUUCUACAACGGCCCCCCUGCCCCCGACCACGGUAGCAGCGCCGGCGGCCAGUCGUGGUGGCAGUAA
Molecule: messenger RNA, 1947 nt
Organism: Malassezia sympodialis ATCC 42132
Lineage: Eukaryota; Fungi; Basidiomycota; Malasseziomycetes; Malasseziales; Malasseziaceae
Gene: DBP1
Product: DEAD/DEAH box helicase
Molecular function (GO): ATP binding; nucleic acid binding; RNA helicase activity
Source: RefSeq, a predicted model, not a curated record